CCGAUCCCUGUCGGGGUUCUGGUCCCAUCCCAGCCCCCGUGUUCUGCCCCAUCACCCCUGCAGGACGUCCAUGACCCAGAGGCCCCGCUGCUUUCCCAUCCCGAGUCGUGUACCAUCGAGCAGCUGACGGAUCCUGGGAGACGCAGACAGAAGGGAAGGGAAGAGCAAAUUCUCCAGCCAACUUGAUUCAGCGCCACCAUCGCAAUGUUACAUCAACGUGCUUUCUCCAUCGCUCUCCCACGCUCCCGCAUCUUCGUCUUCCUCAUCCUCCUCUUCCUUCUUCUGCUCACCCACCUUUCCAAGGCUUCCUCGGACCCUGCGGCCAGAGGGGCGCCGGGCAAUUGCUCAGGCGAAUAUAGCUGCUCUGAGGGGGUGGUCCUGCCUGUUUGGAAUCCCCAAAACCCCUCAGUGGGAGACAAGGUGGCCCGAGCAAUCGUCUACUUUGUAGCACUCAUCUACAUGUUCCUGGGUAUGUCCAUUAUUGCUGACCGCUUCAUGUCCUCCAUUGAGGUCAUCACUUCGCAGGAGAAGGAGAUCACCAUCAAGAAGCCCAAUGGAGAGACCACUACCGCCACUGUGCGCAUUUGGAAUGAGACAGUCUCCAAUUUGACCCUCAUGGCGCUGGGCUCCUCGGCACCUGAAAUCCUGCUCUCGGUCAUCGAGGUUUGCGGCCACAAAUUCAAGGCGGGCGACAUGGGCCCCAGCACUAUUGUGGGCAGUGCUGCCUUCAACAUGUUCAUCAUCAUCGCUCUCUGCGUCCAUGUGGUGCCUGAUGGUGAAACGCGCAAGAUCAAGCACCUGCGUGUCUUCUUCGUCACGGCAGCCUGGAGCAUCUUCGCCUACAUCUGGCUGUACCUUAUCCUCUCGGUGUUCUCACCAGGUGUGGUGCAGGUGUGGGAGGCCGUGCUCACUUUCCUCUUCUUCCCGCUGUGCGUGGUGCAGGCCUGGGUUGCUGACCGCCGCCUGCUCUUCUACAAAUACGUUCAGAAACGCUACCGUGCUGACAAGAGCAGGGGCAUCAUCAUUGAGACGGAGGGGGAUGGUGUCUUCGCCAAGAUGGACAUGGAGCUGGACGGGCCAAGAGCCAACUCCCACCACAAGGAGGCACUGGAUGGCAUGCUGGCAGGCGUGGAGGAGGGAGGAGGUGGGCCUCUUGGGCGAGACCAGGAGGAGGAAGCAAGGCGUGACAUGGCGCGCACCUUGAAGGAGCUCAAACAGAAGCACCCAGAGAAGGACACGGAACAGCUGAUUGAAAUGGCAAACUACCAGGUACUGGUGCAGCAGCAGAAGAGCAGAGCCUUCUACCGCAUCCAGGCCACACGUAUGAUGAUUGGCGCUGGCAACAUCCUUAAGAAGCAUGCCGCUGACCAGGCGCGCAAGGCCGUGGGCUGUCACGAGGCCAGUGCCCAGGAAGAUGACCCCAACACCAUCUUCCUGGAGUUCGAGCCGUCACACUACCAGUGCUUCGAGAACUGCGGCUCACUCAAGUUGGCGGUGGUGCGGCACGGGGGCGACAGCGGCUGUGCCGUCAAGGUGGACUACCGCACGGAGGACGGCACGGCCAACGCGGGCUCUGACUAUGAGUUCGCUGAGGGCACCUUGCUGUUCAAACCUGGUGAAACAGUCAAGGAGCUCACGGUAGGCGUCAUCGAUGAUGACAUCUUCGAAGAGGAUGAGUACUUCUAUGUGCACCUCAGCAACCCCCGUGUGGUCCACCGGCCAGAGAAUGCAGGCCCCGAGCCUGGCUCUGUUGCCACUGGCAACAGCUCAGUUCCACUCCCCUUAUCCUCCGUGGCAGCAGUUCCAAAGGCAGCUCUAGGCCCUGCCCACACGGCCACAGUCACCAUCUACGAUGAUGACCAUGCGGGUAUCUUCACAUUUGAGAGUGCAACGACAAGAGUGAGCGAGAGUGUGGGAAUCAUGCGGGUGAAGGUCCAGCGGACAUCGGGGGCGCGGGGUAAGGUAGCCGUCCCAUACCACACCGUGGAGGGCACUGCCAAGGCUGGGGAGGACUAUGAGGAGACGGCUGGGAAGUUGGAGUUCCUCAAUGAUGAGACCAUGAAGAUGCUGGAGGUGAAAAUCAUCGACGAUGAGGAGUAUGAGAAGAACAAGACCUUCACUAUCAUCCUGGGUGAGCCCAUUCUGCUGGAGAUCGGCCAGAGACACGGCGACACCAAUGACAACAAGCCUGUCGUUGCCGCUGAGGAGGAGGAGGUGGCCAAGAUGGGCUGCCCAAGCCUGGGAGAACACACCAGGCUGGAGGUGGUCAUAGAGGAGUCCUACGAGUUCAAGAACACAGUGGACAAGCUGAUCAAGAAGACCAACCUGGCACUGGUGGUGGGCAGCAGUAGCUGGAGGGAGCAGUUUGUGAGCGCUGUGACCGUGAGCGCAGGUGACGAUGACGAAGAGGAGAGUGGCGAGGAGCGGCUCCCCUCCUGCUUUGACUACAUCAUGCACUUCCUGACGGUUUUCUGGAAGGUUCUGUUUGCCUUUGUGCCACCCACUGAGUACUGGAACGGCUGGGCCUGCUUCGUGGUGUCCAUCACACUCAUUGGCGCGCUCACGGCUGUCACUGGCGACCUGGCCUCGCACUUCGGCUGCACCGUGGGGCUGAAGGACUCCGUCACGGCCGUAGUCUUCGUGGCCCUGGGCACAUCCGUCCCAGACACGUUUGCCAGCAAGGUUGCUGCCAUCCAGGACCAGUAUGCUGAUGCCUCCAUCGGCAACGUGACGGGCAGCAAUGCGGUCAACGUAUUCCUGGGCAUCGGCGUGGCCUGGACCAUCGCUGCUAUAUACUGGCGAAGCAAGGGCAAGGAGUUCCGCGUGGAGCCCGGCUCGCUGGCCUUCUCCGUCACCCUUUUCACCAUCCUGGCGCUUUUCUGCGUGCUCACGCUCCUGUACCGCCGCCGGCCCGCUGUGGCUGGGGGAGAGCUGGGUGGCCCCCGGACUUCCAAGCUCCUCACCUCCCUGCUCUUCAUAUCCCUCUGGUUCAUCUACAUUCUGCUGGCCUCCCUGGAGGCCUACUGCCACGUACCCGGGUUCUAGGGCAACACUGAACCCCCAGCCCUCACAGCUGUGUUUGUCCACUACAUUCCUGUCUUUAAUCUUGUCACUGGCUAAGAUAAACCAUCUAUAAUGGCCUGUGUUGAGAAGACUGUUCUGUCCAUCAGCCCGUCCCCCUCAAAUUAACAUCCUCACUCUGAACCAAUCCAAUUUCUUCGCUCUGGACUAAUCAAGUUUCCCCAUGUCCUCAAUCUGAACCAGUCAUGUUUGCUUCUUACUGAGUGGCUGAGUUGUCAGUGGUUGUUUUCAAAGGACUGUCUCAUGAACAUUUUAUCCUACUUCUACACCCCCCCUUCAGGCCAGUUCCACUAGAACCACUGUUUUUUUCCAAGCCCCAUUCUCUGCUCUUACAAGGAAAGACUAGAAAGGCAGAGAUUCCUUUGUGUAACCCUUUUCUCUUCUUCUCAUCCUAGAAUUGUGCUCUUUAGCUCUUCCUGUUGCCAAACAUUGUCAAAUUAUGGUUGCUAAAGGGGCAGGUCUUCGGUCAGCGCCAAUUCAGCGGCACCAACGGAGCACAACACUCCAUGUCCCUGUUGAACGUUGGUCGCGAACAUGCUGAAAAUGUCAAGAACAAGUAAUGAGCUCCUUUCGUAUGGGAGUGAGAACUAUCACAGCGUUAAUUCCAGUGCAUUCAUGUUCCCCUAUGGCCUGGAGCUUGAAGAACAGCGCUCAUUGGGCCAGCUGCGAAUAUGGUUAAUUUGCAUUCGUGCCAACCUACUCUUACACUACAAGACACUGCGCCUGUUCCACAGGUGGAUAUUUAGCAUUAUUUUUCCCCUUAACAGUGUUGUGUGAUUGUUGUGUCAUUGUGAAGUUUUAUAAAUUUUGCCGGGUGGAAGGGUCAGUGGAUUUGGAUGAUACUGAAAUGAGGUUGUGACGCUGGAAGGGCAAAAAACGAAAGGUCACCAAGGCCGUGUUGCUUGAGUACCAAUCGUGCAGUGUGUCAGUGAGAUGCACAAGUGCCAUUACCCUCCGCAGGGACCCUUCGUUGCACCAAAAGAAGGCCCUACAGAUGGAAAUUGGUCAAGGCUGUACAUGUGCAAGUCAAACUGCUACCAGAACGAGCCCAAACUCCAAAGGCAGGACUUUAUUGUGUUGAAAAUGAAGACAAUGGUAGCAGAUGAAGACAGUGGUCGGUAAUGUUGACUAUUAAUAUGUUAUAUACGUCUAAUAUCGGUUGCAAAUACAUAUUGUGUGCAAGGCCUGUGUGUGUUUGACGAUUGGUUAUUGACCUUUUUAACAGGGAAGACUGGUUAGAGUUGUAAUAUGGAAGCCAUUCAGUGUCACAUCACUGAUCCUCCAGGAAAAUACAAAGCCACAUAACCAAGUCCUGACACCUCUUUCUCGGUAUCUCUGGGACA
Molecule: messenger RNA, 4424 nt
Organism: Scleropages formosus (Asian bonytongue)
Lineage: Eukaryota; Metazoa; Chordata; Actinopteri; Osteoglossiformes; Osteoglossidae
Gene: slc8a4a
Product: solute carrier family 8 member 4a
Exons: 8
Coding region: 205-3045 (946 amino acids)
Biological process (GO): calcium ion import across plasma membrane; sodium ion transmembrane transport; cell communication
Cellular component (GO): axon; postsynapse; sarcolemma
Molecular function (GO): calcium:sodium antiporter activity
Source: RefSeq, a predicted model, not a curated record